AUGAGGAGGAAGGAUUUGACAACACAAGAAAGAACUUCAAUUCUUCAAACCUUGCUUUUAGAGUGCAAGAAUGGGAAGCCACCAAGAGGCAAGAUGAAAGCUAUGGAGGAGAAGUUCCAUGUCUGCCGGAAGACCAUUUCUCGCAUUUGGGCUGAAGCAAAACAUCAACAACAGCAAGGUCAGUGCAUAAGUUCACAGAGUAAGAAGAUAUGUAGGCCAAGGAGAAGAAGAGUGCACAUAGACCUAGAACUAAUUGCAAGUAUAGAGUUAACAAAGCGAUCAACAAUUAGAAGGCUAGCAAAAGGCAUAAACUGCAGCAAGAGUACUGUUGGGCGUUGGGUAGAUCAAGGGCUGAUCAAAGCACACACUAAUGCAAUAAAACCUGACCUUACAGCAGCAAAUAAGCUGUUAAGGAUGAGGUUUUGCCUCGAGGCAAUGGAGUAUGACAGGCAACAAGAUGUAUUGAGGUUCAAGACCAUGCAUAACACUAUACAUAUUGAUGAGAAAUGGUUUUACAUAACCAAAAGUUCUCAAAGGUGGUACUUAACUCCAGCAGAGGCUGAGCCACAUAGAGCUUGCAAAAGCAAAAAGUUCAUCCAAAAGGUGAUGUUUUCGUGCGCAGUGUGCAUGCCAUUGUUUGCUCAAGAUGGUAGUGUGUUGUUUGAUGGGAAGAUAGGCAUCUUCCCAUAUACAGAGAUGGUGGCAGCCAAGAGAUCAAGUAAAAACAGAGUGGCAGGAACUCUAGAGCAAAAGUCAAUAGAGAGCAUCACAAAGGAUGUUGUUAGAGAGGGGUUCAUCAAGCAGCUUGUACCUGCCAUCAAGGCCAAGUGGCCCUCCUUUUACAGCAAGGAUAUCUUUAUACAACAAGAUAAUGCAAGACCACACAUUAGAAAUGAUGACUUAGAGUUUAGAGAGGUUGCAUCAAGUGAUGGUUUCAAUAUCAACAUAAUUCAUCAACCUCCAAACUCACCCGACACCAAUAUCAAUGACCUUGGUUGGUUUAGGGCAAUUCAAAGCCUACAACAGGAGACUGCAUGCUUCAAUGUGGAUGAUUUAGUAAAAGCAGUGGUUUCUUCUUUUGAAGAACUAGACCCUAUGACUUUGAAUUGUGUUUUUUUAAGCUUACAAGGUUGUAUGCUAGAGACUUUGAAGGUGAAGGGGCAGAAUUGCUACAAAUUACCCCAUAUGAAGAAAGGCUCGUUGAUUAGACAAGAUAGGCUGCCACUAUGUUUGGAUGUUCCACAACAACUUGUGAGUGAAAGCAUAGCACAUUUGGAAGAAAAAGGUGAAGUUGAAGGCAUUGAAGAACUUAAACAGAGAUUGGGAAUUCAUGAAGCAACAUUAGAUGGCAUUGAAUCACAGUUCAAUGCCCUAAUGUUACUUGACUAA
Salvia miltiorrhiza (redroot sage) is the source of this 1389-nucleotide messenger RNA. RefSeq lists its product as uncharacterized. NCBI's taxonomy places the organism in Eukaryota, Viridiplantae, Streptophyta, Magnoliopsida, Lamiales, Lamiaceae. Bases 1 to 1389 code for a protein of 462 amino acids. The transcript is spliced from 2 exons. The record is from RefSeq and is a predicted model, not a curated record. Gene Ontology annotation, molecular function: nucleic acid binding.